Orbilia oligospora ATCC 24927 is the source of this 1407-nucleotide messenger RNA. RefSeq lists its product as uncharacterized. Gene Ontology annotation, biological process: transmembrane transport. NCBI's taxonomy places the organism in Eukaryota, Fungi, Ascomycota, Orbiliomycetes, Orbiliales, Orbiliaceae. The record is from RefSeq and is a predicted model, not a curated record. The transcript has 6 exons. The coding region runs from base 1 to 1407 and encodes 468 amino acids. Gene Ontology annotation, cellular component: membrane. Gene Ontology annotation, molecular function: transmembrane transporter activity.
AUGGCAUCUCUCACAGACACCAAGCAGCAUGCAGAAGAUGUCGAGUAUGCCGGCUCCGGCUCAGCUCCAUCUGUCGAAAUCGACCCCGAGGAAGAAAAGAGAUUGGUUCGCAAGAUUGAUAUGAUUAUCCUACCAACAAUGUGGCUCAUGUAUCUCCUUUCAUACAUGGAUCGAACAAACAUUGGAAAUGCUAAAAUCGCUGGCAUGGAAGAAGAUUUACAGCUUACAUCGGGCCAAUACUCUAUUGCCUUAGUUGUGUUCUUCAUCGGCUACGUCUUGUGCGAAGUUCCAUCGAACAUGAUUCUCAGCAAAGUAAACCCGAGUGCCUACAUUCCUUGCAUGAUGUUUGUUUGGGGUAUCGUCACAAUCUGCAUGGGAUUCAUCAAGACCUAUCAUCAUUUGGUUGGCCUCCGAGUUAUCGUCGGUGUUUUGGAAUCUUCCUUCGCCCCCGGUAUCAUGAUGUUGCUCUCUUCGUGGUACAAGAAGUCCGAGCAAUCCACGAGAUUUUCCGUCUACAUUUCCGCUGCCAUCCUUUCCGGUGCCUUCGGCGGACUUUUGGCCGGUGCGAUCACAAGCGGUCUUGAAGGUGCUCAUGGAAUCCGAGGCUGGAGAUGGCUCUUUAUCGUCGAGGGUGUCGCAACUUCCGGCUGGGCGGCUGUUGCCUAUUUCAUUCUCCCAAAUUUCCCCGCGACAAGCCAGAACAAAUUCACCGCCCGAGAAAUUGAAGUUGCCAUUGCUCGUCUCGCCACAGAAAAUGUCACCGCCCGAAAGGCAGGCGAGAAGGGUGUUGGGCACAUCGAAGCGCUCAAGACUGCCUUCAAGUCCUGGGAACUCUGGAUUUUGACUUUGGGAUACAUGACCAUCGUUGGUUCUUCGACACUCUCUUACUUCUACCCAACUCUCGUCAAGGGUCUCGGAUACACCGCCCACAUGGCCCAAUACAUGACCAUUCCAAUCUAUGCCGUCGCAUUCGUCGUCAACUUAGCCAAUGGUUUCUUCGCAGAUAAAUACAACCGAUACAGAGGCAUCAUCAUCGCCGGCUGGAUGACAGUCGCCUUAGUCACCAGCGCAAUCGUUGUUGGUGUCUACGGUUUCACUGCCCGAUACGUUCUUCUUGUCUUGAUGGCCGCCGGUCUUUGGACUGCCAACGGUUGCGGUUUGAGUUACGGAGGCUCUACCUUUGGAUCUAUGGAACCCGAGACUCGCGCUGUUGCCCUCGCUUUCAUGAACGGUAUGGGUAAUUUGGCAUCGAUUUAUGGUGCCUACCUUUUCCCGAGUGAAGACGCACCAAAGUACUUGACGGGAUUCGGGGUUACCACCGCUAUGUGUUUCGUCGGUAUUGUUGCCUACGCAUCUGCGCAUUUCUUGAUGGCCCGUAAGGAGCGCCGUCUAGCUAGUUCUUCUUAA